AUGGCCUCUCCCGUGCCCUCGCCGCUCGAGGCGCCGGCAGAGGGUUCGAGGGACGGGCGCGAUUCGCCCCGUCGCAGGCUAGCCCUCACCACGGGUCAGCGCUUGAAGCAGAUGAACCAGCAUCAUCCCUACCGCAUCGAGCUGCUCGACCUCACGCCCGUCUCAGUGUCUGUCCUCUGGUCCACCCGACCGCCGCCGCUCAGCGCCAUUCCUUCAGGCAUCAUCAGUACCCCGCUCAGGCAGCGCUUUCAGGCUCGGACCCUGCCAAAUGGCAACAGCUCUCCAGCCCCUUCCGCUACCGCAUCGGCCGUGUCGACACUGCCUUCCGCUCCCGCUGUCAAUGUCACGGCGGCAAAGCUCCCUCACUCAAGGUAUCCCCCCCUCUCCUCCGAGACUUCAUCCAACGCCGGAAGCGCUCGCGCUUCCCCUAUCCCUGGCUCCUCGCACGACGUGCCAAUACACCGGCUGGCCGAGGGUCUUGUUGCCACUCGCAGCCUCAACCGAAAAGUCACAAAGAUUCGUCUGCGCGGCCCCUCCUCUGCCUCGCCCGCACCGGGCAGACGUGUUUCCAACGACGCCGCCACCUUUGAGCCAAAGGCAAGACCGAAUGACGACGACGGCCUAGUCUCCGACGAUGCCACGAGCGGCUUCGAUGAAGACGGCGCAUCAGGCUCAGAGGGAUCCGACUCAGGCUUUGAGGGCGAUCCGAGGGCUUCCAACAUGGUCCACGUCUUUGAGAAGCGGGUCAGCGUCACCGUCAACGGCAACGAUUGGCCCCACGUCCUCAUGGGUGAGAGAGGCAGCCACGAAGCGAUCGUCGUCAUCUUUGGUCUACAACCGGAGUCGGACUACGACAUCCAAUUCGAAGUCAAAGUCGGCCUCGAUGGAACCCUGGAGAGCUUGAGGCUGCCCAUCGCAGCCAAGGCAGAGAGAGAUCGCAACGGCGACUCAGCAUCAAGCAGCAGAGGAGUAGUCUCGGCAGUCAUCGGAGGUUCUACGGCGGCUACCGUCAGACCUGGCUCACCCUCGCCUCUCGGGAAAGCCGGGGUCAGUACGGACAACGGAUCAGGAGUGAUCAACGUCCAGAGAAAGGCGCUGUUGCAGGCCGAACUCGAGACGUCCGAGGCUCUGAAGUCAGAGAUGCUCGCCGAGCUCCGCAAGGCGCGCAAGGAGACAUCGAAAGCGGAAUCGGCUUUGCGUCAUGAGAUCGAGAGCAUCAAACGCCACAUUGACCGCAUGAGCUCGACAGACCACCGCAGCAAACAGAAGGUCCUCGCCCUGCAGGAGGCCAUCAAACAGACGUCGGCCCAUGUCAAGGAGAUUCACAACGAUGCCGAAGAGAUCGAAGGCGAACAAGACGACUGGAUCAAGCAGGAGGCAGAAGUUGUCCGGAAGCUCGAAGAACUCAGGAAGGAAGUCGAUGACGAGGACGCAGAGGUCGAAGCUCAGCUUCAGAGCGACGAAGCCGAGAUCGCGGCCGUGGAAAAGGAGCUCAAGACCGUCGAAGCCUCAGUCCGGAGCAAGAAGACGGACCGCGACAGCCUCCAGAGCGACAAAAUACCAUCGCUCGAGGCUGAGAUCGCCAAGCUACAGUCACAGAUCAAGGACCUACUCUCGAAGCCUCUCCAUGCUCGCAGGGGCGGGCAUGCAUCGGGGCGAGGCGGCGGUCGCGGAGGCAGCGGGUCAAAUCACAUGGUCCCUUCGCAAGUUCUCCCGCGAGGCAAGGGCCCUCAGGGUUUGGGCUACUCGUCAGGCUCGGGGGCUCGAGGCGGCAAGGCAUCACACGGACACAACGCCCGCGCUGCCUCCGGCCCGGCAUCGCACGGAGGCCAUUCUUCCAGCGCAUAUCCGGUUGUCGGCAAGCAUUACGUCUCGAAUGGCGUUGCACCCAAUGUCGCGCGUCCUUAUCGCUCGAGCAACAAUUUGCGCCCCGACGGUGGUGCCGGGUCGAUCUCGAUCCACUCGCCCUUCGAUCCCACAAGCACCGAACCACCUCAUCUCGCUGGCUUCUCCCAUUCGCACGCGCAGGAAGGGCAUUACGGGAGUCCUCAGGGGACUGGCUUCGGUGUGCUGGGCACUGGCGGAAUGUAUGGAGGCUCCGGGUACCGGCCAGACGCCGUUGCUGGCGCUCAUGAUUACAGCGCCGAAGCUUCGCCUGUCAGCUCCGAGCGUCGCUCCAGUCUCCCGCUGCCGCAACUGUUCGGCAAAGGCCCGACGAACUCGGUCCUCAACCCCAACAAUCCAGAGUUCGUCCCGUCGGCGUCUUCCGCCAAUGCUUCGCCGAUUAUGCUCAAGGAGACCAUCGGAGGUGCGGCACAGAGCACGAAAGCCGGACCUCCUUCCGCCUUCGCCCCGCCGAUGCUCAACUCUACCCCUCCAGGAGGAUCUUCGAUGGAGCAUUCGCCCACGUCGUCGUCCCGCUUCGCAUUUCCACUUGCCCGUCACGGUGGAGCUGGACCUCUCACCAAGCCCGUCAUGACGAGCACCGCCCCCUCGCCGAUCGGGUCGGAUCGCGUGCCGGCCUCGGUCAGUGAAGGAGCUCCUUCCAACUCCGUCAUCGGCAGCCAGCUGUUCCCACCGGGAUCCAACUCCGCCAAUUCGUUCAACCGAUCAUCGCCAUUGCUAUCGAGCGUUGUCCCGACUGCAUCGGGAUCAAGCCCUCUGCUUUACGGGUCUAGCAGCCCGCGCUUUGCUUCGGCUCCGUUCACUAAGACGGAGGAUCCGCCGACAUCUCAAGAAGGCGCAUUCGCCACCAGCAAAUUCGGACCACUUGAUUACGAUCCGAGCCUUGAGGACUUUGGUCCCGGCCUGAACCUCGGCGCGGGUUCCAUUUUCGGGCCCAGCACCAGCAGUGCCUCGGCUCCGUUGCCCUUCGGUGGAGGCGCGUAUUCGUCAAUCUUCCGGGCACCCAACGCUUGGACGUCCCCCGGCGCACCUGCGACUUCAUCGGUAGGGAGCGGUGGCUCCGCUGUAGGCUCUUCGCUCGUCAGCACUAGCUCCGCAACUGGCCCUUCGCUCUGGGCAGCCCCAUCGCCACCCUUAGGGGGUGGGCUCAGCGUGCCCGGUGCCACCAGCGAUAUCUGGUCUCCCCCCUCGCUGUCCGGUCCAACCGCGCCCUCCUCGCUGCGGACGAAACUCUCGCUCGGCGACUUUAGCCAGCAGCGUUCAAGCUUGGUCCCAAUCGGUGCCUCACACGAUAUUGGUGCCGACUUUGGCCCGGGGACCGGUAUUGGCGGCAGUAGCAGCCUGCUUUCGGACGGUCCCGGCGGUGGUGGCCUCCGCAGCGGAGGCGGGGGUCGGCUCAUGAACAUGUCUGCGCCCGUAAGCCCGACUAGCCCGCAUCGCCCGGAGCACUCGAUGGCGCAGCCAAGUUCUGGACUGGGCCACAACAACCCCGCCCACAGCACCGGCGAAAAUUUCGACGUCGAGAUCCUCGCCGAGAUUGCCAAGACCGUCACGGCAGGUCAGACGAGGAGUGAUUCAAUCGUUGCCGACGACGUUUCGACGACCGCGCGGCCCUCUUCUAACUCCCGUACCCAGGAGAACGAGGCCGAGUCACCACCGACACCUAGCUUUGCCGACGUUGCGGCUGCGGCCAAAACGCCGCCGCCGCCGCCGUCUAGCUGA
This is a messenger RNA of Pseudozyma flocculosa PF-1, 3627 nucleotides long. RefSeq lists its product as uncharacterized. The transcript is spliced from 2 exons. The record is from RefSeq and is a predicted model, not a curated record. Lineage: Eukaryota; Fungi; Basidiomycota; Ustilaginomycetes; Ustilaginales; Ustilaginaceae. Bases 1 to 3627 code for a protein of 1208 amino acids.